AUGCAAUACGUAGAACCACCCCCUCAACAGAUGGUGAUGAUGAGUGGCUACGGUUGUGGAUAUGGGCGGAGUGAUGCCAUAUCUCCUGCUUCAGAUCUCUCGUCAUGCAGCAGUGCUUCAUCAGGCGCCUGGUGUGGCUCGACAUGGCGGGAGUUACCACCCUAUCCGCAAUACCCAGCCUACUGGCCCACGACAACUACCACGGAAGAAACUCGGGAGCUUCAACGCAGAUGUGCUAAAUGCCGCUGCCCCAACUGCCUGACUGAGGCCGCUGGAUUUGGCCCAAACUACGGAAAGGAUGGAGCGAAGCGAGAACACGUGUGCCAUGUACCCGGAUGUGGAAAAGUGUACGGAAAAACUUCGCACCUUAAGGCCCAUCUGCGCUGGCAUACUGGAGAGAGACCGUUUGUGUGCAACUGGUUAUUCUGUGGAAAGAGAUUCACUCGUUCUGAUGAGCUUCAACGUCAUCUCCGAACUCAUACUGGGGAAAAGAGGUUCUCGUGUCAGUUAUGCUCUAAGCGGUUUAUGCGCUCCGAUCACCUCGCGAAACAUGUGAAGACCCACGCCAAUGGGUCCAAGAAGGCAAAGAAGACAAAAGAAGAAGAGAAAGUGGAGAUGACAAAACCAGAAAAUAAAAGUGAAGCAGUGAGUGAAUUGGGCAGUGUUAACUGUGGUACGGUGCCGAUGGUGAGCCCACCUAAGCCGAUGUUGAACUAUGCAGCACCAGCUCCCAUCAACACGACUAACUACCACAGUGGGCCUGUAUUGGGAAGUGGGGUUGUUUAUGGAAAUGGAUGGUGUUCGGAUGUACGGCAAGAUUCGUUGUAUGCUCGUUCGACACCCAGAGACCCGCGUUUCUACCAGCAGUACGCACCAAUAAGUGCUUACCAGUGUGCCUCGAAGGAUAAUUAUUCAAUGUUUCAGGGGCAUUACAGCCUACAGCCUUCAGUUGCCAUCGGACAGUGA
Pieris macdunnoughi is the source of this 966-nucleotide messenger RNA. Lineage: Eukaryota; Metazoa; Arthropoda; Insecta; Lepidoptera; Pieridae. The record is from the annotation of a GenBank genome assembly.